UCUCUGCCUUGGUUCCGGUCUUGCUCCUGCCUUGGGCGCCAUCUUGGAUUUGGGGACAACUGGAGUGAGUGAGAGGGAGGGAGCAGACGGAGGAACCCGAAGAGGCAAGAGAGAGGGGAGGGGGGCCGGAUAGAGUCAGGCCCCCCACCCCCACAGCACCCUCCCCUGUAGAGACGCCCUCCCUUUCCCCGCUUCCACCCCCAAUUCCCUGGAUCUGAAAGGAUAUCUGCCUUUUACAGGGACCACUCCACCCCCGCCCACCUGACCUCUCAUUCCUUUUUGUUCCCCCUCCCCCCGGCUUCCCUUCAAGACCCCCGUCAAUCCCCUUUUGCAGAGUCUUGCAAUCCUCCUCGCCCGUUAUCUGUAGGCUCCCCUUAUACCUCCUCUGUAAACAUCUGUGGGCAGCCGCCAACAGCUGGAAGAGACUGCAGCAUCCUAUGAAGCCCAUGCCGCCUUCCCCUCGCAGCCCAUCCCUUGGUCUCUGGCAAAGCGAGCUGCUGGGCGAUUGUCUUCUUUUUCCUCCACCCACCCACUCCCACCCCUUCCUUCCUUCUAAUUUCGGAUUUUUCUCCCUACCCCUGAAUUGCAGCCAUUUAAGAAGGGCCCUAGACUCUUGUUGCAUCCUUCUACAGGGCUACUACCUCCCUCGCGUUCCCCGGUUACCCAGCCAACUUGCAUGUCUUCCCUUCUGCAGGGCAAUUUUUCCCUACCCAAACAAGAGGGAGGGAAGGAGAGGCUCGGAGGGGGGCUGUUGUAGGUACCCUAUGUUUCCCACCCAGAGGCCUUCCUUUUCCAGGGAAGCUACUGACAGGUCCCUCUAAACCCUCUUCCUUGAUUGGAGGGAGUAGGGAAAAGAGGGAGGUAGUUGGGGGUACUCUCCCCACCCCCCAAUAUCUUGGAGCUGGAGCCGCAAGGGGAAGAAUAUCUAGGCAGCUGCGGAGACUUACAGGAGAACAGCAACAGUGAAGUCCAGCCUCACCCACGGCCACCAUGCCGUCUAAUGCCCGGGCUGGCAGUUUGAAGGACCCUGAAGUGGCUGAGCUGUUCUUCAAGGAUGACCCUGAGAAGCUCUUUGUUGACCUGCGGGAGAUUGGUCAUGGCAGUUUUGGAGCUGUCUACUUUGCUCGAGACAUACGCAACAAUGAAGUGGUGGCUAUUAAGAAGAUGUCCUACAGUGGGAAGCAGUCUAAUGAGGGGUCUUCUUUAAACUUUAACACAAAAUGGCAGGACAUUAUCAAGGAGGUGAAAUUGCAAAAGCUACGCCACCCAAACACAAUUGAAUACAAAGGCUGCUACUUACGGGAACAUACAGCAUGGCUGGUGAUGGAAUACUGCCUAGGCUCAGCCUCAGAUUUGCUGGAAGUGCACAAGAAACCACUGCAGGAAGUAGAGAUUGCAGCCAUAACGCAUGGUGCUCUGCAGGGACUUGCCUACCUGCAUUCACACAAUAUGAUCCACAGGGAUGUGAAAGCUGGGAAUAUCCUUCUGACUGAACCAGGACAAGUGAAACUGGGGGACUUUGGCUCAGCUUCUAUCAUUGCUCCUGCUAACUCCUUUGUUGGCACCCCAUACUGGAUGGCUCCGAAGUGAUUCUAGCCAGUGGAUGAGGGGCAGUAUGAUGGCAAGGUGGAUGUCUGGUCUCUUGGCAUCACUUGUAUUGAGCUUGCGGAGCGCAAACCACCCCUCUUUAACAUGAAUGCUAUGAGUGCCUUAUACCACAUCGCCCAGAAUGAUUCACCAUUGCUGCAUAGUCACUGGUCUGAAUAUUUCCGAAAUUUUGUGGAUUCAUGCCUGCAGAAGAUCCCCCAGGGUCCAACCUCUGAUGUGCUGCUUAAGCAUCGCUUUCUCUUGAGGGAGCGACCCCAGACUGUUAUUAUGGACCUGAUUCAGAGGACCAAGGAUGCAGUGAGGGAGCUUGACAAUCUGCAGUACCGCAAGAUGAAGAAAAUCCUCUUCCAGGAAGCUCAGAAUGGUCCAAAUGCGGAGGCACCAGAAGAGGAAGAGGAAGUAGAGCAGUUUCUUCACCGGACAGGAACCAUCAAUAGCAUGGAGAGCAGCCACUCCGUACCCAGUAUGUCCAUUAGUGCCAGCAGUCAGAGCAGCAGCGUGAACAGCCUGGCCGAUGCCUCAGAUGAUGAUGACGGGGCUGAGAUUGCCAUGAUGCAGGAAGGCGAGCACACCGUCACCUCCAAUAGCUCCGUCAUCCACCGUCUUCCGGGCCAUGACAAUCUGUAUGAUGAUCCCUACCAGCCAGAAAUGGAGGCCCCAGAGUCAUCGUCAGCUUCCCGACGACGUGCCUACUGCCUUAACCGAGAUCACUUUGCCACCAUUCGUACAGCUUCUCUGGUGACUCGCCAAAUCCAGGAGCAUGAGCAAGACUCAGCACUGCGGGAUCAGAUGAGCGGCUACAAACGGAUGCGGCGUCAACAUCAGAAACAGUUGCUGGCUCUGGAGAAACUGCGGGCUGAGCUGGAUGAACACCAGCUGCGCCUCGACAAAGAGCUUGAGGCCCACCGCAACAACUUCUCAGCCGAGGCUGAAAAACUGGCCAAGAAGCAUCAGGCUAUUUUUGAGAAAGAGGCAAAAGCUGCCCUGGCCGAAGAGAAGAAAUUUCAGCAACAUAUCUUGGGUCAACAGAAGAAGGAGUUGGGCAACUUACUUGAAUCACAGAAGCGCCAAUAUAAGUUACGGAAGGAGCAGCUGAAAGAGGAGUUGCAAGAGAAUCAGAGCACACCCAAGCGGGAAAAGCAGGAAUGGUUGCUCAGACAAAAAGAGAACAUGCAACAUUAUCAGGCCGAGGAAGAGGCCAACCUUUUGCGGCGCCAGCGGCAGUACUUUGAGCUGCAAUGUCGCCAAUACAAACGCAAGAUGCUGCUGGCACGCCAUAACUUGGACCAAGACUUACUGCGGGAGGAACUGAACAAGAAACAAACACAGAAGGAUCUGGAGUGCGCCAUGUUGCUGCGCCAGCAUGAGUCCACCCAGGAGUUGGAAUUUCGUCACCUUCACACUGUCCAGCGUACCCGCACAGAGCUUACCCGUCUGCAACACCAAACUGAGCUGUCAAACCAGCUGGAAUACAAUAAACGCCGUGAACAGGAACUGCGCCAGAAGCAUGCCAUGGAGGUCCGGCAGCAGCCUAAAAGCCUCAAAUCCAAAGAACUGCAAAUUAAAAAGCAGUUUCAGGACACCUGUAAGAUCCAGACGCGGCAAUACAAGGCCCUUCGCAACCAUCUCUUGGAGACCACCCCGAAGAGCGAGCACAAGGGGAUUCUCAAACGUCUGAAGGAUGAACAGACCCGCAAGCUGGCCAUCUUAGCCGAGCAGUAUGACCACAGCAUCAAUGAAAUGCUCUCCACCCAGGCCCUGCGUUUGGAUGAAACUCAAGAGGCAGAAUACCAAGUCCUAAGGAUGCAGUUGCAGCAGGAGCUCGAGCUGCUGAACGCUUACCAGAGCAAAAUCAAGAUCCACACCGAGGCCCAGCAUGAACGUGAGAUCAAGGAGCUGGAGCAGCGGGUGUCUAUCCGCAGGGCCCUCCUAGAGCAAAGAAUCGAAGAGGAGAUGUUGGCCUUGCAGAAUGAACGCUCCGAUCGCAUCCGCAGCCUCUUGGAGCGCCAGGCCCGGGAGAUCGAAGCCUUCGACUCUGAAAGUAUGCGUCUGGGAUUCAGCAAUAUGGCGCUCACAGGCAUUCCAGCUGAAGCCUUCAACCAAGGCUACACGGCCCCUCCUCAGCCCUGGCCCUCCCGCCCAGUUCCCCGCAGUGGCUCCCAUUGGAGCCACGGGGUUCAGAAUACGGCUGGUGCUCCUCACGCAUGGAGGCAGCCUCCCAUGCUUGCCCCGCCCCCUUCAGCCUGGCUUCAUCCCCCUUCCUCAUCUCCCUCCUCCUCUUCCUCCUCCUCCUCGGCUCCUGGUGGCCGCUCCAAUGUGGUCAUGCUGAGAAACAGCCCCCAACCACUGCGGCGCACAGCUUCUGGUGGCCAGUCGGACCAGGGCAUCAGCCGUUCAGCCAGCGUCACUUCUCACAUCCUCAACGGGUCACAUUUUUCCUACUCGUGAAGCGAUUGGUAGAGAACAGGGAGACUUGGCUGGAGGCAAAUGGGAGAUUGGCUGGUGAAAAAAAGGGAGGGAGGCGGGGCAUGUUAUCCGGGGGUCGAUAAGUUAAAACAAAAAACAAAAAAUGGGAGAAGCUGUGAAACUGGACCACAGUGGAAGGCUCUCGGUCAUCAUCAGUAGCCUUUGAGUUGUCAAUCACCAGGAGAAGGUUGGACUGUGAGAUGGAAGGUUGCAUUCUCGUCCUCUGGCGCAUAGCUGGUGCCUCCUCAGACCGUGGUUUCCUAUCUCCCGCCAAAUGGAUAGAGACAUCGAAGCCUAUUCUUGUGUCCCUGACAGCUGCCGCUUGCUCCCCCAGCGUCGCCACAAUCUGUAGAUGAAGACAGACCAAGAAUAGUGUUCCAGCAAUGGAGAUAAAUAUUAUCUCUUCAGGGUGUGGCUGAAUAAUCUCUUCUCUUGAGAAGAGAGUUGGGGUGGGGGGUGGGGUGGGGGAAGAAAAGAAAAAAAACUCCCACAAUACAACAAAUCCAGAAUUUUUUUUAAUUGUGCACUGUGGCUUGUUUGUGGGUGUAAUUGGAGCUGCUGCAGCCAGAAACCCUGCUUCUCCCUCUCCCAAGGCCAGGGGUUCCUUGAAGUCAGCUUGGCUAGUGAGAGGAGCGGACGGGCCUUUGAACUGGAGAGAAUCCUGGAUUUGCAUUGAUGGUGGGGCUAACCUGCAUGCUUAGAAAUUUUCAGAGUGACAGUGAGGAACUUUGCAUCCUGGGCGUAGGCACUGGCUUUUGUUCCUGCUCAAAUUCACAAGACAGGAGGAGAUGACAGAAUUUAAUCUUGCUUUCUGUGUACCUUCCUUAACUUACUCUAGCCCAAGGACGGGAAAGAGAAAUGUAUAGGACAGGCUACUCUGGGCUCUAAAAUCUGCAUUGCCUUCUCUUUCUCAAUCAGGGGCCUACUCCAGCUCUGGAGACUGUCUUGGCAUCAUCCUGGUCCCACAUGAUGGGGAUGAUAAAUGGGUUUUCAACUCUCUUCAUCCCGAUCAUGAUCCGAAUGUAGAUAUUAAUCAGUGCCCUCCAUCCACAACCCCAAUGUCUGUUUUGAGAUGUGGCCCUAAGCCCACCGUAGUCCGGGGAUCAUCUUAAUGAUCAUCCCUUAAGCUUAUAAACAUUGUCUUUCUUCCCUCGCUCUCCUCUCUUAUGGCAGAAGCAUCCAAUGAUUCUUGUAACAAGGGGCUUCGGACUGGAGCUCCCCCCAAACAUGCACAUAUAGCACAUUUAGUUUCCUGAUCACAAUCUAGAUCUCUGGAAGAGAUUUAGCUUAGUGCUUAUGCAACUAACCUUUAUAUGAAAUUACCUCCUCCGAGUUGCUUUAGAUGCAGUUUGCCCACCUUAUAAUUUUCAAGCCUUUUUGCCUUUUCUAUAUUUUGUCACCUAUCACAGCCUUGCCACCUUCCAUUGCUCAUGUUAGCCUCUUCCAAUCUGCAGACCUGGGUUCAUAUUUGCACGUAAGAGAUUUGGAUUGCAGAGUUCAGGGAGUCCGCUGAUUCAAGUACUUUCCUUGGUUGGCUCAGAUUGUACAGAGUGCCAUUGUCAUCUCAUUUCUUCCUACACAUUCUCCUUCUCAAGCCAUACAUCCAUUCUGUAAAUUACAGAAUAGCCCAGUGUGAUCAAACCUCAAGGCUGUCUAUCCAGGGUUUGAGAUCAGAGACCACUUGACCUAAUAAAUAAUGUUGAAGGCCAGCUAUCUCUACUUUGGGCUUAAGAAACAGGGCCUCCCUUUCCGCUGAAGGGCAGGCAGAUUAAUUAACCUGAGAACAAUCAGGAUGAGACUGAAGUGGGCUCAUCAGCUGACCUAAAGGUUUUCAAAAUCGUCUUAUCUUGCUUUAUUUUGAGCAUUUGCUUGAACUUCCUUGGUGCUCCAUCCAAGAGAAAGUCUGAAAUCGAUAUCGUGAAAGGGUGUGCAUUUGAUAGGAAUUAAGAUAUCUAGAACCCAGCUUCUUUCAUGAGAGCAAGUUAAUCUGGCAGUGAGGGUCACUUGGGAUUCAUUCCCUCUUCCUGUCCCCUCCCCCACUAAAAUCUAGAAACCAUAACAACAGUCUUCACCAACCUGAUGUUACCCAGAUAAGUUGGACUGCAACUUCCAUCACCCGCAGCCGGGAUGGCUAAAGAGAGUUCUAGCUCAACCUCUCUAAAGGGCAUCGGGAUUGGCAAGACUGUUGUAGGACGGAGGCUUUUGCAGUUCCUGAAAAAUGAAGCGUAACACUGAAGUGUUCGAAUUUUAAACAAUAGUGUACAGUAGGCAACACUGGUGUCUGCCCAAGGAGAAAGACCUUUUCUUCUAGCAGUUCCAUCCAUCAGAGAAGAAUGCCAGGGUCCUAUCCAGUGAACAGCAGUUGUUAUGGGAAAGCUUGUGGCGAAGUCUCCUCUUUUAAAUUGCAAGUGGGGAGAAUUCUGAGGAAGUUAAAAUGCCCAUUGGAAGACUAGAUGUCAGGUGGCCUCCGAGAUAGAACUUCUGAGACACUGGUUUUGUAUGCUUUACAAGUAUUUUCACUGUUUUUGGGGGGGGGGGGAUCUACACUAGGUUGACUCUGACCAGUUAUUAAAGUGAGCAGGAGUGAGGAUUUCACCAGUUCCCUGUUUGCUGUUUAUGUAAAUAAGGCUCAGAUUAACUAGGUGCAGGAGAAGAAAAACUGCUCACUUGGCAGAAAAUCACUUUUUCAAGUUUCUCAACCUUUUGAAAUGGGGGUGGAAGGGAAAUAACGCUGGCACCCAAGAAAGGAACACGUCCUAAUAAACAGGGAGGAUGUGGGCUUCUAAAAACCAUUCAGAGUAGUUGUUGGAAGGUAUUUGCAAGGUAUCCCACGUGCAAAACGAGAAGAGCCCAAAUCUGUAAUAGCAGAAUAGAAGAUUCUUGGAAGGGCCAACAGUCUGUCUCUUCCUCUUCUUAAAGAAUCACACUCAUGAGGUUUUGCUGUUCUUGCACAAGAACCUGAAGUUUUGCUCACCCCACCCCACCCCGUGCAAGGCAGCCAAAGCACAUCUCCCCUCUGUCCCUCUAAUCAAACAACAAUUCUCAAAUCCGUCACCCGCUUUUUUUCCAAAUCUCCACAGUGCUCCUUCCCCCCAACACAAUCCUUGGGCCCAAAGUUUGUCUCCACUGUCAACUUGUCUGGUGGAUUUUUCCCCAGGACCCUCUCCCAGAUUUGGCAAGUCCGUUUUCUACUUGAAUCAGGCCCCCUUUGUUUAAGAGGAGGAGGAGAAGGAGGGGAUCCUCGAUGACUUCAAGAUGUUCAUUUAGUGAUUUCUUUCUCCUGCCUGCCUGGGACUGAGAAAUGGGGCUACAGGGAGGGAUAUGGCUGGAGGGGCUUGAUGUAUUAUAAUAAUCCUUAUGUUUCUAAAAAAAAUUAUUAAUAAUAUUUUUUUCUGUUUUUGGUGCCAUAACUUUCCCCAUGUACAGUUUUCCUCUUCCUGUUUUUUAUUUUUGUUUUUGUUUGUUUGUUUGUGCUGCCCCGCCCAACCCCUUUUUCUUUUCCUGUCUCCUCUGUGUGGGUGAUUAAAAACUAAUGUGAGUGUGUGUAUGUAUGUCUUUUUUUAUAUAUGAAGAAAAAUGUUGCGGGGAAACUUAGACAUAUGUGUCCUAUGGAAUGUAUUAGAAAAUAAAACACUUU
Messenger RNA from Thamnophis elegans (Western terrestrial garter snake), 7711 nucleotides. It is a transcript of the gene TAOK2, whose product is annotated as TAO kinase 2. Gene Ontology annotation, biological process: protein phosphorylation. Lineage: Eukaryota; Metazoa; Chordata; Lepidosauria; Squamata; Natricidae. The record is from RefSeq and is a predicted model, not a curated record. Gene Ontology annotation, molecular function: ATP binding; protein kinase activity.